Molecule: messenger RNA, 2157 nt
Organism: Penicillium riverlandense
Lineage: Eukaryota; Fungi; Ascomycota; Eurotiomycetes; Eurotiales; Aspergillaceae
Product: translation termination factor GTPase eRF3
Exons: 2
Coding region: 1-2157 (718 amino acids)
Biological process (GO): translational termination; nuclear-transcribed mRNA catabolic process, deadenylation-dependent decay; translation
Cellular component (GO): translation release factor complex
Molecular function (GO): translation release factor activity; GTPase activity; GTP binding
Source: RefSeq, a predicted model, not a curated record
AUGUCGAACCAGACUCCCGAUAAUUGGGAGGAUGAGCUCUCCCAACAGACACAGGGUGUCAACCUGAACGCACAGGGUCGCCCUCAAGCCCAGGCGCCCAGCUUUCAGCCCGGCACCGCUUCUUUCACGCCAGGUGCCUCUUCGUUUGUCCCCGGCCAGCAGUACCAGCAGUAUGGCGGACAGCAGUACGGUGGCCAGCAGUACGCUCAAUAUGGCCAACAGUACGGUGGAUAUCCUCAGCAACAAGCGUACGGCCAGUACGGAGCCGCAUACAACCAACAGCCCGGUGGCUAUAACCAAUACUACAACCAGCCGCAACAGCAGCAAUACGGUGGUUACAACCAACAGCCCCGUCAGAAUGUUCCUGUAGCCGCACCGCAGCAAGCUGCCCCAGCUCAGUCCGCUCCUCGACCUGCUUCGAACGCCGCCCCUCCCAAGGCCAAGGUCCUGUCGAUCGGCGCUACUUCGUCAAGUGCCGCCCCCAAGACUAAGGUCCUCUCUAUCGGCACUCCCUCCGCCGCCCCUGCCGCCAGCACUUCGGGAGCCAACACACCAAAGGAUACCAAGGGUGUGGCGGCCGCGGAGGCUGGUGCUAAAGUGAUGGCUAGCAAGGCCAUCGACAAGACGGAAAACAAGGCGGAUGCGAAGGCUGCUGCCGCUGGUAACACCUCGCCUGCUCCAUCUUCGGGCCGCUCGAGCCCAGGACGCGCCAGCCCCUCUCGGGUUGAAGCGGCCAAGGCUGCUCGUGAUGUUGAUGCUGUUGCCAAGGCGCAACAGGCGGAUGUCGACGAGGCAACGCUGAAGGAAAUUUAUGGCGAAAAGAGAGAGCACGUCAAUGUCGUGUUCAUCGGCCACGUCGACGCUGGCAAGUCCACCUUGGGCGGCUCCUUGCUCUACUGCACUGGCAUGGUGGACGACCGGACAAUGGAGAAGUACAAGAAGGAGGCGAAGGAGGCCGGUCGAGAGACCUGGUACCUCUCGUGGGCCUUGGAUUUGACCGCCGAGGAGCGUUCCAAGGGUAAGACCGUUGAGGUCGGCCGUGCCUUCUUCAAGGUCCAAGUUCCGUCGCCAGAUGGCCCCAUUGAACGUCAGUUCUCCAUUCUAGACGCCCCCGGCCAUAAGUCCUAUGUGCCCCACAUGAUUGGCGGUGCUUCUCAAGCAGAUCUUGGUGUCUUGGUUAUCUCGGCCCGAAAGGGUGAAUAUGAGACUGGUUUUGAGAAGGGUGGCCAGACUCGUGAGCACGCACUUCUUGCGCGGAACACUGGUGUUGAGAAGCUCGUGCUGGUUGUGAACAAGAUGGACGACCCCACUGUGGACUGGAGCAAGGCUCGAUUCGACGAGUGCACGGUCAAGGUCCUGAAGUUCCUGGAGGCUCUUGGCUACAAGAAGGCGGACGUUUUCUGCAUGCCCAUCUCCGCUCAGCGCACUAUCGGAAUUAAGGACCGAGUGCCCAAGGAUCUAGCGCCAUGGUAUGAUGGACCCUCGCUGCUUGAAUUCCUUACGGAAUUCAAACUUCCUGAGCGUAAGGUCAAUGCUCCCUUCAUGAUGCCGAUUAGCGCAAAAUACCGAGACAUGGGUACCAUGGCAGAGGGUCGCAUCGAAUCGGGUGUGAUCAAGAAGAACGGCACUUAUCUGAUGAUGCCCAACCGGACGGAGAUCCAGGUCUCCGCUCUGUAUGGUGAAACUGAAGACGAAAUUCCGACCGCCACCUGCGGUGACCAAAUCCGUCUGCGGCUGCGUGGUGUGGAAGAAGACGAUUUCUUCCCUGGCUUCGUCCUUUGCUCGCCGAAGCGCCCUGUUCACUGCGUCUCUGCUUUCGAGGCCAAGAUUCGUAUCCUGGAGUUGAAGAGCAUUCUCACUGCCGGUUUCAACUGCGUGCUCCACGUCCACUCUGCUAUCGAAGAAGUCACAUUUGCUGCCCUCCUUCACAAGCUUGAACCCGGCACCGGCCGCAAGAGCAAGCGCCCACCUCCCUUCGCCAGCAGGGGCCAGACGAUCAUUGCUCGCCUCGAGGUCACCAGCACUGCUGGUGCGGUCUGCGUUGAGAAGUUCGAGGAUUACCAGCAGCUUGGACGAUUCACACUACGUGACCAGGGACAAACCAUUGGUAUUGGCAUGAUCACUAAGCUCAUCCACAGCGAUACCGACACCGCGUAA